This is a messenger RNA of Drosophila hydei, 607 nucleotides long. It is a transcript of the gene Cpr11B, whose product is annotated as cuticle protein 2. The record is from RefSeq and is a predicted model, not a curated record. The coding region runs from base 1 to 594 and encodes 197 amino acids. The transcript is spliced from 3 exons. NCBI's taxonomy places the organism in Eukaryota, Metazoa, Arthropoda, Insecta, Diptera, Drosophilidae. Gene Ontology annotation, cellular component: chitin-based extracellular matrix. Gene Ontology annotation, molecular function: structural constituent of chitin-based larval cuticle.
AUGUGGCAUCCAUUGAUCCUGUUGGCCUGCGCCGCUGUCAGCUGCGCUCUGGCUGGUCGUCCAGCUCAACGCUAUUUGCCCUCGAACCAGUAUCUGGCGCCGCAUCCAAAUCAAUUGCACUACCAUGGCGUCAGUGGACAGAGUCGGGGAGCGAUUGGUGGGGGCGGCGUGCGGGGAGGCGUCGGCGGACAUCGUCAGGCUCAGAUACCGAUUGUGCGCAGCGACUAUGAGAGCGACACGAGCGGCAAUUACAAUUUUGGCUUCGAUACGGGCAAUGGCAUUCACCGCGAUGAGACGGGCGAAUUCAAAGGUGGCUGGCCCCAUGGAUCCCUCGGAGUGCGUGGCUCCUACUCCUACACGGGCGACGACGGCCAGCAGUAUACGGUGAACUACAAGGCGGACAAGAACGGCUUUCAGGCAGAGGGCGCUCACCUGCCCACCUCGCCAUCGCUGCCCAACGAACAUCAUCAGCACCGCAGUGGCAGUUCAGCUGGCGCCUAUCAUGGCGGUGCCUACCAUGGCUCCGCUUCCAGUGUCCAGCCUCCAUCCUCCCGCUAUCUCCCGCCCAGCUAUCGCCAGCGCAGACACUACUAGAAAUGCUGAACGA